AAUGACUAAUAUUUUAUUAUUUAUUCACUUUUAUUUAUUAACCCAAAUGGCCCCUCUAAUUUCAUCUAUUGGAUAUGGGUUUUCUGUGGGUCAAUCACCUUGGGGAGGCUUAGAAAGUAGAGAAGGAGCAGUUUGCAAUUAUGUUAGUAAAUAUGGUAUUCAGAUGAAUUUAAGUCAUGAAUUAAUAGCGGAAUUGGAAUGGAAACCUGGCAAAACUAAACGAAGCACACCACCAACAACUAUGUUAGAGUGGGAUGAACGGGUUCAACUUAAUUAUAAUCAUCUGGAAAAGCCUCAGAAAAAUUGUUCUGACGAGCAUUGGAUUUUAGAACAUUUAUUAAAGGAUUAUGAUAAAUUUAGAAUUCCAGGGGAAGGAAAUGUACGUGUUGAAGUUGAGAUUUGGGUCCAGGAAGUGUCAAAAAUUAUUGAAAUUACGAGUGAAUUCGAAUUGGAUAUUUACGUCACUGAAUGGUGGCUGGAUUCGAGAUUGGCCUUUUCCCAUCUUAAUCCUUGCAAGAAGAAUAUGUCGGUGGAUGGUGCACGAGUAUUACCUGAAAUUUGGAAUCCUUUAGGGUGUUUUGUAAACAGUAAAGACGCUACAGUUCAUAAAAGUCCUUUCAGCAACAUUUUUCUACAAUUAAUAAAAUUGACUGGACCUUGCUCUAAUACAUUCAAUCGCUUUCCGAUUGAUCAACAAAGGUGUAUGCUCUUCUAUGAGUCGUUUAACCAUAAUUAUGAGCAAGUCCAAAUGGAAUGGACAAUGUCUCCAAUUAUUUUGCUGAAACCUAAUAUAACUUUGCCAGAUUAUGUUUUGGUUGACUUUAAGGCUUCCAGUGUUAAAAGACUUUACCCACCCGGUAUAUGGAAUGAAUUAGUAGCCACAUUUACUUUCAAGAGACUAUAUGGUUUCUAUAUUCUUCAGGUCAUCUAG
Molecule: messenger RNA, 931 nt
Organism: Meloidogyne enterolobii
Lineage: Eukaryota; Metazoa; Nematoda; Chromadorea; Rhabditida; Meloidogynidae
Source: the annotation of a GenBank genome assembly